This is a messenger RNA of Melanotaenia boesemani (Boeseman's rainbowfish), 2207 nucleotides long. Its product is annotated as aldehyde dehydrogenase family 3 member A2-like. Bases 82 to 1611 code for a protein of 509 amino acids. NCBI's taxonomy places the organism in Eukaryota, Metazoa, Chordata, Actinopteri, Atheriniformes, Melanotaeniidae. The transcript has 10 exons. Gene Ontology annotation, cellular component: cytoplasm. Gene Ontology annotation, molecular function: aldehyde dehydrogenase (NAD+) activity. Gene Ontology annotation, biological process: aldehyde metabolic process. The record is from RefSeq and is a predicted model, not a curated record.
CAGCCUUUUAUAACUUUGUACUUUAAAACUGGUGAUCUGUUCCACUUCUAACUGGUUAGAGUGACGGAGGGACUUUGAAAGAUGUCCCGAGAACUGCUGGCUGUGCAGCGGGUCAGGAAAUCCUUUGAAACAGGGAAAACCAAAGCUCUGGAGUACAGGAUCCACCAGCUGAAGGGGCUGCAGAGUUUUGUCUGGGAGAGGAAGAAAGACAUUGCAGAAGCCCUGAAGAGGGACCUCUACAAGAGUGAACUUGGAGGAGAGCUGUUUGAGACGGUGGUCCUGGAGGCAGAGCUGAAGCUGGCUAUAGACAGAGUUAAGGAGUGGGCCUCUCCUCGGCCAGUAGAAAAGAACCUCCUCACUCUGUCGGAUGAGGUCUACAUCAGGCCAGAGCCCCUGGGAGUGGUGCUCAUCAUUGGGCCCUGGAACUACCCCUGGACCCUCACCCUGCUGCCACUGGUCGGAGCUAUCGCUGCAGGUAAUGCAGCCGUAGUAAAACCAUCUGAUAUCAGCACCAACUCCACAAGGGUCAUGGAGGACUAUCUCCCUCGCUACAUAGACCAGGAUGUGUACCCAGUGGUGACGGGUGGAGUGCCGGAGACCCAGGAGCUGCUGAAGCUGAGGUUUGACCACAUCUUCUACACCGGUAGCACCACGGUGGGCAAACUGGUGAUGGAAGCAGCAGCUCGCCACCUCACCCCAGUGACACUGGAACUGGGAGGGAAGAGUCCCUGUUACAUCGACAAGAACUGUGACCUCGCUGUCGCUUGUCGCCGCAUCACGUGGGGAAAGUUUAUUAACUGUGGUCAGACAUGCAUCGCUCCGGACUACAUCAUGUGUGAAUCUUCCAUCCAGAACAGAGUCCUGGAGGAGAUUAAGAAGUCUGUUGAGGAGUUUUACACAGAUAAUCCAAAGGCCUCUGAGGACUAUGGACGGAUCAUCAACCAGCGUCAGUUCAAGAGAAUUAUGGGUCUCAUGGAAGGUAGCACAGUGGCUUUUGGUGGAGAUGCUGAUGAAUCUGAAUGCUACAUAGGUCCUACUGUUUUGAAACAUGUGACACAUGAAUCCAAAGUGAUGAAGGAGGAGAUCUUCGGUCCUCUUCUGCCUAUCAUCACAGUGAGUGGUGUGGAUGAGGCCAUCCACCUCAUUAACCAGGGAGAGAAGCCGCUUGUCCUCUAUGUCUUCUCCCAUGACACCACGCUGAUCCACAGAGUGAUAGCCGAGACGUCCAGUGGAGCUCUGCUGGCGAAUGACUGCAUUGUUCACUUUAUCGACAGCGCUCUGCCCUUUGGAGGUGUUGGUCAGAGUGGUAUGGGCCGUUACCAUGGCAAACAUAGCUUUGACCAGCUGAGCCACCAGAGAGCGUGUCUGGUCCGCUCGCUGAACAUGGAGAGUGUGAACUUGGCGCGCUACCCUCCCCAGGACCGCCGGCGGGCAAGCAGGGUCCGAAUGGCCCUCCGGACGCCUCUGAUCGACACGUCCAAGAGGACGCUGGUCUGGGCCGUGGUCGCCACCGUCCUCGGUCUCGGUCUGUUUGUCACCCUGCUGGUCAUCCUGCUCAUCGCUGCCGGCCUCAACUGCACCUGCUGGUACUGGAGAGGAUUCUAUAACUAGGACCGUUUCAUUGGCAGAGAUCUGUCCGAAAAGAAGAAGACAAGGAAACGUGUCAUGGUCUCGUUUUACAUGAAACAGCGUAACCCUCAGAUCUAACGUCGAUUUGCUGUGUUUGUUUUCUAUCAGAUGUCUUUGUUCAGCAAUUAGCCAAAUAUGGAAAAUACCAACAUAAUUCCUCCAUAUUUAAAGUUAAUAUUCACUUCAUGAGGAAAUGUUAACGUGUGCUCAUUUUGUUGGAAGAAUAAAAAAAAUGGUUUCUAUUCGACUGUUUUUCAUUUUUUACAGACUUUUUUUUAUUUCAAGCAGUUUAUAAAAUCUCUUCAUUUGAAAGUCUUUACGUCUGUAUUGUUAAUAAGUAAUUGGUUCCAUAAAGUUGUGUCUCUGCAGUGAUUCAUAAAUCUCAUCAGGCCAUAUUUUACUCCAGUAGAAGAUAAACAACAUAUCAGACGUUGAAAAGGAGACAUUUCAUCUUUUGAUGGGAAAUAUGAGCUGUUAGUGAAUCACGUCUGCAGAGAAUCAUUCCUUUGUUGAAUCAUUCCUUUGUUGAAUCAUUCCUUUGUUGAAUCGUUCUUUUGUUGAAUCAUUCCUUUGUUGAA